ACUGGAAAACUCACUCUACAAAGUGAUGUUUAUGCAUUUGGUGUUGUUCUUCUGGAGCUUUUGACAGGACGUCGAGCUGUAGAUCUAAACCAGGGUCCAAAUGAUCAAAACCUUGUACUACAGGUGAGGCAUUUACUGAAUGACCGCAAGAAGCUUCGUAAGGUGAUAGAUCCAGAGAUGGCUCGAAAUUCUUACACUCUUGAGUCUAUAUUCAUGUUUGCCAAUCUGGCAUCACGGUGUGUCCGUACUGAGAGUAAUGAGAGACCUUCAAUGGUAGAAUGUGCCAAAGAAAUCCAAAUGAUUAUCUAUACAAAUUCAAAAGGUUUGGGGAUGGUUCUGCAUAGCUUGAGAACAGCCUAA
Messenger RNA from Gastrolobium bilobum, 360 nucleotides. RefSeq names its product probable serine/threonine-protein kinase PBL28. NCBI's taxonomy places the organism in Eukaryota, Viridiplantae, Streptophyta, Magnoliopsida, Fabales, Fabaceae. Gene Ontology annotation, molecular function: protein kinase activity. Gene Ontology annotation, biological process: protein phosphorylation. The annotation marks the transcript as partial. The record is from RefSeq and is a predicted model, not a curated record. The transcript has 2 exons.